AUGUUGCAGCCAUCAUGCAUAGCUGCUACGUCUGAGAUUCCAAGGGGGUUGAUGCCAAAAACUUCGAAAGUGCGCGUGAUGUGCUAUGAAUUCGAUCUGGAAAGGGACGUGUUAGGAAAGGGUGCCUACGGCGAAGUGUACAAGGCCACCCUUGUGAGUCUGCCUGGCAAUAAUGUGAACAGGAUAGGAGGGACACAGGGAAAUCUUGUUGCCCUCAAGCGCACACUCUGUUCACACAAGGAGGAGGGUAUUCCUGCCUCCACCAUUCGCGAGAUCAUGGUGCUGAACGAGAUCGCCAAGUCGACGCGGGAUGUGGUAGGGACGGGAUCCCCGGAAUUAUUUGGAUCUGAAAAUGUCGUGAAACUCUAUGACGUCUUCUUUGAGAAAAAUGUGUUCUACAUGGCACUGGAGUUCUGUGAGGCUGGGGAUUUGUCGUGUUAUCUCAAAACACUUCCACUGCACCAUCUUACCGAUGACCGGCAAUACCGUCAAUGGGUGUGGGACUUGCUUAGUGGUUUGUACUUUUUGCACCGAAAGGAAUUUUCACACCGAGACUUGAAGCCGCAGAAUCUUGUGCUGAAAGCCGUGCCCAGCGGCACGCCAUUCUCCAAAGUCAACCUUGUCGGUGAGACAAAGAGUGAGCCGAGGGCAACGACGCAGUAUGUACUAAAAAUCACGGACUUUGGCCUCUCUCGAAUUGAGGGUAUUCCAGUAAAAAAGUACCAGCAUGAGUCUGUUACUCUGUGGUACCGUAGUCCAGAUGUCUUGCUGGGAAAUACAAACUACAACUACAGCGUUGAUCUCUGGAGUGCCGGCUGCAUUAUUGCUGAACUUGCCAGUGGGAACGUUCUUUUUCGUGGUAGAAAUAAUCUUGAACAGUUAAAAUGCAUCUUUACCCGUUUAGGACAGCCAACUGAGAGCAAUUUCCCUAGUAUGGAGCAGUACGCACUGUAUGAAAAAUUCUUUAAUGGCGUCGAUGGCAUUCAUUUAUUUCAGAAAGGAAAAGACGACGGCGGUACAAGGGUUUAUAGUGACAGCUUUGAAAAUGCAAAGCAGAGGUUGCAUUGCUACUUCACAAGGUAUGGGUCAAUAGGCAUGGUGGGAAAUAAUGGUGUGGAUCUCGUGGCACGCCUAUUGGCAUAUGAACCAAGCAAACGAAUAACGGCAGAAGAAGCCCUUCAGCAUCCCUUUUUCUGCCUUUUCUCACGCGCCGUUUCGUUGCCGCGCAGGCAAAAUGACUCUCCCAUGAUGGCCACUACAGCGGCAGAUGGGGCAAAAGAAGCAACCGGUCCUCCCCUGAAAAAAAAAUAG
Messenger RNA from Trypanosoma rangeli, 1311 nucleotides. Its product is annotated as protein kinase. Gene Ontology annotation, cellular component: cytoplasm; nucleus. Gene Ontology annotation, biological process: protein phosphorylation. The transcript has a single exon. The coding region runs from base 1 to 1311 and encodes 436 amino acids. Gene Ontology annotation, molecular function: ATP binding; cyclin-dependent protein serine/threonine kinase activity. The record is from RefSeq and is a predicted model, not a curated record. Lineage: Eukaryota; Euglenozoa; Kinetoplastea; Trypanosomatida; Trypanosomatidae.